AUGGAUACCUUGCGUUUCAACUUGAGUAACGCUCAGGUCAAAAAGUCCUCAGAGUUGGGCAAAGAAGCUGGAGAUGGUCGCGGAUGCGCUGAUCCUGAGGAUAAGGAUAUGGUUGUGCCACGUAGAGCUGGGGGUGAGGUCGAUGAUUGGCGGCCUAUGAGCGAGUAUGAACCAGACGAGAAUGAUGAGAUAGCAAGUGCGAUCUCACCAAUUGAAGCUUCAGGGGACAAUGAUUUGACUGAGGACUCAGUCAAGACCACAAUGGGCACGGGAACUGGGGCUCACUUUGCACCCUUCGACAAUGCAGCUACCCUUGAAGAUCAGCAAGCAUCAAGUUUGCCCGACCCGGGCACCCCCUUUUCUCGUCAGAGUGUCCGGAGUAAUGAUCUGGCAGGUGACCCAGAUCAAGCUGAUAGACAAUCCCACAACGACUCUGGUAGCUUCAGGCUUUCGAGGCAGUUAUCCCGUAUAUGUAAAGAGGAAAUGUUUGUUUUGGAUUUUGCCACCCCACGGCCUAGAGGCAAGACUGUUCGCUGUACUCCCCAGCCGCUGGCAACAACAGACACACAGAGUCCCCUUGCUCGUUUCCCUAUUGCAGUUCAGCCAACUCAUAGAUUGACUCCAGGAACACUUACAAAACGUGUUGUUGGUGAUUCUGGUGGUAAACUCCUUUUUGAAGAUACCCGACAACCAAGAUUAAUCCCAAGUCAGGGUGACAAGCAUCACCAAGGGCUUUCUGCGGACCUAUGGGAGGCCGACACGGAAUCAAUUAUCUCUGAACUUCAACCUAGUCCCUUGCAUAUCAACAGACGGAAACAUAGGGCUAACACUGACGAAUCUGAUCGUAGAUGGCCAAGAUUGUUUGAUAGGGGGUAUGCUGAUCCGCCUACCACACUUGAGAUGCUUAGGAUCAGCGCCUCGGCUGAGCGAGACGGUUCCUUCGAUCCCGAAGUCUUCAGAAAUGACGAUGAUAUUCCAACAGAAGGAGAUCGUACCCCUCGUGGGCUGGGACACCAAGAGCAGGACCUCCUUCAGGCGACACCUGCGCCAAGAGGCCUUCAACGUUCAGCUUCCACAAUUAUUACCCCAACACAGUCUAUGAAAAGGCUCGAACACAAAGCAUCUUUCAACCUGGAAGCUAUGGCGCAUUCAGGUUUUACCCCGGAGCAUCGUAGGGAAAGUAUUUCGAGGGAUACAUUCCCCAGGUCGGGCAUAAUGCUCAACCUCCAGAGUACUCAGGAACGUCUUGGAUGGCCCCCUCAAGAUUCUAUUGAAAUGAGGACAACCAUAACAGAGAAGCCCCCCAAAGCAAGACGCUUGCCUGAUUUGCCGGACUCUGGGCGGCAUGAACGCGCUUUUGUACCAAGAGAAUGGAUGAAGGCUUUCGCAACUACACCCCGAAAGUCUAGAACCAUGCCGCGAAACGAUGGACGAACUGAGACGCAUGGGGAGGCUUCUUCCGGGGUGGAUUGGCGAAAGACUUUGUUUCAGCCAAGUGCGACCAUGGAUGAGGGAGAUGCUGAGCGUUCAACAUCGGCCACUACGCGAGACUUCUCGCAACCUCAAAAGCUCCAAAAGCCGCCAUCACGAGCGAGACUUACUCCCAGCAGCACAUACAUUUCAUCAAACCAGCAGCUCGAUCGGUCAACUCGAGCCUCGUCCUUGAUGCCUCCCGGAAGUGAGGGAGACGUUCCUGAACGAAGAACCCCAUCACCCACCGCACCACAAACCACUGUCGUUCCACGGACACCAUCCUCGAGCAUCAGUAAUAUCUUCCGCAAGCGUAUCCGUUCGGAUUAUAAUCCCCCAGGAACUCCCAGAACACCGGCUGAGCCCACCUUGGCAUGGUCCCCGUUUGUUAACUGUGAACCGGAACCACCUUGUGCGUCGCCAUGGGUCUCGGGUAAUGGCGAAGGGAAAAGAGAGAAAGAGAAACGAGCGGCAUACUUCAGGGACAAGGUCGAGCGUGAGUUUCAGAACAGACAAUCGCCAAAGAGAUCCAGUCGUAAGGAUUCACUCGAAAGUGCGGCUAAUGGGGACUCUGUUCAAAACGACGUCGCCGCCAAUAAUAGGACGAGUAAAGAGAGUCUUAUACAGUGGAAGCAGUUCCUCGAAGACGCCCCGGAACCGCUUUUCUCAUCACCCAGACCACCUGUACCACCUCUUCCUUCUGAGUCUCAACUAAACCUCGCACUCGAUCGACCUCCCAGACAGAUACAAACCACUACUGGGGCAACCGCGCGGGUUGAAGUGACUCCAGCUGCUACAUAUCGAGACAAGAAACCCCAGGGGCUAACAGUAGAGACACGCAAGCUUCGUAAAGCAAUGCGUGAGGGGGCACAGACCCCAAGCAAAAACAAAUCGACGACGCCCGGAAGCAGCUUCAGGUCUACGUUUCGUUUGGAGGCAAGACGAAUGAGCUUUGGUCGACCAGCGGCGGACCACGAACCCCAGGGUAAAGACCGAGGAACCGAGACUUUUCCAAGAUGCAAGUGA
This is a messenger RNA of Fusarium musae, 2496 nucleotides long. RefSeq lists its product as uncharacterized. NCBI's taxonomy places the organism in Eukaryota, Fungi, Ascomycota, Sordariomycetes, Hypocreales, Nectriaceae. Bases 1 to 2496 code for a protein of 831 amino acids. The transcript has 2 exons. The record is from RefSeq and is a predicted model, not a curated record.